AUUGUAGAUAACAUGUAUUAUUCAAGUCAUUCGCUGUUGGCGCUCAUACCGUACACGCGAUCGCGGUACCUUCACGAUGGCGAAUUUAGCGUUAAAAAAUACUACGCUUUUUACCAAAGUGGCAAAAUGUGUGAACGAUUGUACAAUAAGGUUUUCCUCCCAUUUCAUUUACUUUCCAGACAUUACAAAACCCGUUGAAGGAGAAACAACCAAAAUGAACAUGAUGCAAGCCAUUAAUAAUGCAAUGGACCUGACUCUCAAGAAUGACCCAACAGCUGUGCUGUUUGGGGAGGAUGUCGGCUUUGGGGGAGUGUUCCGAUGUACUUUGGGACUGCAGGAGAAAUACGGCAAAGACAGAGUAUUCAAUACUCCGCUAUGUGAGCAAGGAAUCGCUGGGUUCGGCAUCGGUUUAGCCACCGCUGGGGCCACCGCCAUAGCCGAGAUACAGUUCGCCGAUUAUAUUUUCCCUGCUUUUGAUCAGAUAGUGAACGAAGCAGCGAAAGCCCGCUACCGCUCGGGCGCUGAGUUCAGCAGCGGCGCGCUGACGCUGCGCGCGGCGGCCGGUGCGGUGGGUCACGGCGGGCUCUACCACUCGCAGAGUGUCGAGGCUUUCUUCGCCCAUGUGCCGGGACUUAGGGUGGUAGUCCCCAGAGGUCCUAUUUCUGCCAAAGGUCUCCUCCUGUCCUGCAUUCGAGAGAAAGAUCCCUGCAUUUUCUUAGAACCCAAGAUUUUGUACCGAUCUGCUACUGAAGACGUCCCCAUUGAGGAUUACACAUUACCCCUUGGGAAGGCACAAGUUUUGAGAGAAGGUGACGCGGCGACCCUCAUAGGCUGGGGCACACAGAUACACGUGCUACUAGAAGUGGCGCAAAUGGCCGAAGAAAAACUUGGAAUCAAAUGUGACGUCAUUGAUUUGCAAUCCAUACUGCCUUGGGAUGAAGAAACUGUAUGCAAUUCUGUGAAAAAAACCGGUCGCUGUCUAGUGUCGCACGAGGCUCCGCUCACGUCGGGCUUCGGCGCCGAACUCGCUGCUACCAUACAGGAGGAGUGUUUCCUGCAUUUAGAAGCGGCCGUGUCCCGAGUGACGGGCUGGGACUCCCCCUUCCCGCACGUGUUCGAGCCCUUCUACAUCCCCAACAAAUGGCGUUGCUACCAGGCUCUCACUGAACUUAUGGAAUAUUAAAAACACGCCUGGCGUUAUCUGUAACACCUAAAGAUUCAUAAUUGUGAUGACACGCCAUGCGUAUAUUCUUGCCCUAGGUGUGUAACCCAUAGCAAGAAAACACGCAUAGCGUGUCGUUGUACAAAUUCAUUGGUGUGGUGACCCCUGAAAAUAUAGUGAGAAAGUGUUAGGUGUAUUUUGUAAUGGGGUCGAUGUAAUUUUAUAUUGGUAUGUUAAUGAGCGAAUCGUUUAAGGCUUGUGUUAAUAAAUUUUAUUCAGAAUA
This is a messenger RNA of Plodia interpunctella (Indianmeal moth), 1445 nucleotides long. It is a transcript of the gene BckdhB, whose product is annotated as Branched chain keto acid dehydrogenase E1 subunit beta. Gene Ontology annotation, molecular function: catalytic activity. The coding region runs from base 77 to 1183 and encodes 368 amino acids. The record is from RefSeq and is a predicted model, not a curated record. Gene Ontology annotation, biological process: branched-chain amino acid catabolic process; response to nutrient. Lineage: Eukaryota; Metazoa; Arthropoda; Insecta; Lepidoptera; Pyralidae. The transcript has 8 exons.